Daldinia caldariorum is the source of this 1434-nucleotide messenger RNA. RefSeq lists its product as uncharacterized. Lineage: Eukaryota; Fungi; Ascomycota; Sordariomycetes; Xylariales; Hypoxylaceae. The coding region runs from base 1 to 1434 and encodes 477 amino acids. The transcript has 5 exons. The record is from RefSeq and is a predicted model, not a curated record.
AUGAGCACGCUUGAACGAAUCGCGCGGGAUAACUGCAGCACUCGGUCGCGAGCGGACGCGUCAAGGCUGUAUCUGAAACCCAAAGCGGUGGGAAUUAGCGACGAUGGGCAGGGCCAUCUCCUCUCUAAUAGUCGGCGGGAUACUACAAAUCAGGUCCUAAGCCCGAAUGUUACGCACUUGAUUAGUUUAGAUGGAGCCAGUAGCUUGCCAUUCAGCACGAGGUCGCCACCUCGGAGAGCCCAGCCGGCGAGAACGCUGGCCUCCGGCGGACGCGGCGAGCUGGACUGGGACCGAGCGGCUCUGCUCAAGCUAUCGGACUCCGUGAGGACGAACCUAGAGCACCGCCGCAGCGUGGGCCCCGACAUCGAGAAGCUAAGCGGGUUCCUGGAGGCGGCUCUGCGGGACGAGGAGCAGCAGUGCGGGCGCCCGACUCUCGACAUCGAGACGAUUAAGUACGCGCGGCUCGACAAGCUGCUCGCGGAGAUCCUGCAGUUCGCCGAGAAGGAAAAGACGAAGGCUGCCGCCGCCUGCGCGCGGGGGCGCCCGUCGAUGGCGGGGACGGGGGCGGCGGGGACGAGUUGUGGUGGUGGUGGUAGUAGUAUUAGGAGCGACAAUUUCUUCCCGCUGCAGUUCCGCGUCCUCGUCUCCCACGUUAAGAACCUGUGGCGCGCCUGGAGGCGCCGUUUCCGCGAGCAGUACUCCAUGAUGGACCAGAACCGGUGCGCGGCGCUGGUCCAGGCGGGCGGCCGCCUCAAGGACGUCUCGUUCAAUACCUCCGCGGCGUACAACCUUGGCAUGUGGCAGACGAAGGUGGGCGAUCCGAUUUCCGAGCUCGAAGGGGACCUGCAGUUUGAUCCUGGGCACUGGUGGUUGAAUAUUACCUGCGCCGAGAGAGAUGGCAUGGUGGGUAGCUCGUUGGAAAUGCCUACGAAGGGCCGGUAUUGUAUCACAACACUGCCUUUACUUACGGGACAGGAAGAAUGGAUACGCGACAAUACGUCCAAAUACGUUCGGGAGGGCGAGUCCAGAGACAUGCAUAUCGCCCUGAUAUCACAAGUCGGCCGACAGAUCCGCGUCCUUCGGGGUUACAGACUGAAGAGUGUUCUGGCGCCGCAGGCCGGCGUUCGUUACGAUGGACUCUUCACCAUCAAACAAUACGGGUGCAAGUUAGACAACAAGAUGAACAUUUACCGCAUCGAACUGACGCUCGAGCGGGUGCCGAGCCCGAAGGUGUCCCUGGAGGAUAUCGGGAGCAUACCGCGGCCCUCGCAGCUGGACGACUGGAACUUGUACGAGAAGCUCGAGGGCGACAAGAUCAAGCUCCUGCGGGGGGAGACGAGCUACCUGGAUUGGAAGCUCAGACGCCAAGAGGAGAAGACAGACAGGGAGGGUUGGAGGCGGGCACGGCUAUUCAGAGCGUCGGCCUCGCGGUAG